UAACACGGAAUAUAAAACGAAAUAUAUGAGAGCUUUUCUUAACCAAAAUACCGAAAAGAUUGAUUUUUGAUCAACAUGAUGUACAUUAGUGGAAUAUAAGGUAACUAGAAAUGGCCGACGCCGACUUCCAAUUAUGAGACAAUUUGUUGUUUACAUUAGUCUGGUGUAGCACCCCGAGCAACAGCACUAUCACUGCCUCCUUCAUCUGACAGGACAGAAACCGUAUAUUCGGCUGUCCGAGAUGCACAAGGAGGAGAACAAGCAAGAGAUUAAGGAUGUUGAUGAUGAAGAUUCUGAUGAUGAUGAAGAACUGAUCACCAGGGUCCCCAAGCGUAAAAGAACGGUUGAAUCUGAUUCCGAAGGUUCGGAUACCGAGGAAGAAGGCUCAGACGAGGAAGAUUGUGAUGAUGAUGAUGACGAUGAUGACGACAAAGAAGAGGAAGAUGAUGAGAGUGAUGAAGAAAGAGGUUCAGAAGAUGAGGGCGAUGUUAGUGAGGAGGAGGAGGAGGAGGAGGACGACGACGACGAUGACAGUGAAGAAGUAACAGAUAGUGAAGAUUAUGAUUCUGAAGAAGAACAGCCAAGAGUCACCACCCAUACCUCGUCAUCCCAACCAACUCGCGCUGAAAGGGUUAAUGAAUCUGACAGCAGUGACAACGGAGAUGGGGCUGGAGAGCCUUGUGCUAUUUGCCUUGGACGCAUGAAAGGUGAAAUUGGAUCUCCAGAAGGCUGUGAUCAUUCGUUCUGCCUUGAUUGCAUUCUAGAGUGGUCAAGGACAAAUAACACCUGUCCCCAAGAUAGAACACCGUUCUUGUUGGUAUUCGUACGGAAACGGAUCGGAGGACGCAUCAUCAAACGACUCGCUGUUCAAGAAGUAAAACCCGAUGACCACCCACCAGAAGAGGAAGAAGACCCAACUUUCUGUGAGGUGUGUGGUCGAUGUGACCGUGAGGACCGGCUGCUGUUGUGUGAUGGCUGUGAUCUGGGUUACCACCUGGAGUGCCUUGACUCACCAUUGGCUCGUGUACCCAUCGAGGAGUGGUUCUGUCCUGACUGCCAGGCUGUGAAUGGUUCCUCGGCUGCUGCAGAGGCUGAAAUAGAGGAUGGAGAACUACAUGACCUGAUACAGGAUGGUGCUCCCAGUUCAUCUCUCCCACAUUUGCGUCCCGAGCGUGCUGUUGAGCGGCCGAGGUUGUUGCCCCGUACCCGUGCCUCAGAAAGGGUUCGUGCUCGGAUCACCCGCUCUCGACAGCAGAGGGCUGCAAUUUCAGAAAGUGAAGUAGAAGAACAGGAAGCAGUACUUGAAGCCAUAGCUGCAGCAGAAGAGCAAGAAGCCGGUGAGAGUCGUAGCAGGAUACAGACCAAAAGUGCCACGAGUACCACGUCACGUCGAACCACCAAAGCCCCCAAAAGAAAGAAGAGAAAGAUCGUACGUAAAAAGAAGAGAAAAGUAAGAAAGAAAAGAAAAGCCACCAAAAAAAAGGCGACAUCCACGUCAAAAGCUGGCUCAACGGGUGUCAAGGCUAAACGCAAAACUAGGAAAACAACUCGAAGGAAGAGGAAAACAAAGAAAAGGAAAAAGAAGAAGGUAACCAAGAAAAUUAAACUUCCCACCCCAGCAGUGACCCCAAAAGGAAGACUAGCAGAGGUUCUAGGCAUAAAACCAUCUAAACCAUGGGAACUUGUACCAACAAUGCAGCCUUCUAGUAAGGAUGGAGGUUCAGGAACCAUGAGAUCAGCACUACCUCAUCUCUCUCUCUUAGGGGUUAAUGCCGACGUAGACCUAAGUACCGAGCCUGAUGAAUAUGGAGAUGCUAUUCUGGCAGCAGGAGUAAGAAGAAGGCGGGUGAUGGACACCAGUCAAGCCCUCGCGCGCCGUAAGGCUCUCUCAGUCAGAGCUCUUAUGUCCCAUACCUCCCUUGUUACUUCAGUAGCAAAACCUAGAAAAAUAGAAAAUAACAACAACAACACAAACAUUGCAAGUGAUUUAUUAGGCACAAUAAUAGAAAGCCAAUCACUCAUCCUCAAACCUGUUCAUACUCAAAGUAAAAGCAGCAGUGUUCUUAGAGCUCCCAUCAGCACAGGUAGUCCAACAGUUGGCCGUCUACCAUUAAAUGGAAGAAUAGUGGCCAAUACUAGGGCGGCCGGGCCCGAGUCACCGGGUAAGCAGCAGUCAGGUGGGGACGGGAGAUCCACCUCGCCCUCCAGACAGCAGCAGCCCGGGCAGUCAGCUGGUGGCGAUGGAAAUUCCCCACAGGGAGGCCACAGCAGACCUCCUGGUGAUGACCCAACGGGCUCUAAGGCGUACUCUUCCUAUCUGAAAGAAAAUAAUGGUGAUGGGAGAGAAGGAGGAUCUCAGUGUGCGGUACCCAGUGGCAGCUGUAACGGGAGCGAGAAGAAGGAGAAGAAACAGGACGACAAAAAGAAAAAUGACGACGAGGAUGAGAUUGAUAUUUAUAGCGACAUUGAACCAGAAGUACCUGAAGGAGAAGAAGAGGAGGAGGAGGAGGAGGACGACGACGACGAUGACGACGAUGAGGAAGGCGACGCCGAAAACUUUAAGGCUGACGUUUCGGUCACCGCUACGUCAGAGGCCGAUAAAAAAUGCAACGACGAGGAAAAUGAACCCGAGUCCAGCGACGACGAACUGGUGAUCGACGACAGUGACAAACCGGAGAGUAGAGGAAACCCGGAGACGGUAACCCGGAGAAUAGUCAUUGAGGAGUCGGAGGAGAACAAUGUGGUGGGGAGUAGUAACUUGCCGGGGUUAAAUGACUUUGAACUGGAAGCCGUGUCCGAUACGGAUACCCCAGAGUUAGAGAAAUCUGCCAAUAGUUCAAUUUCUUUAUCCGACAGUAAUAUGGGGGAUCAUGAAGUGACUAGUAGCACAAAUGAAAAUGCAAAUACUAAUAAAUCUGAUCAUCUAGUUAAAGAAAUAUUUGGUGAAAGUGACGAAGAAAAGAGUAGAGAUAGAAACAACCAGCCCAUCGUCGGCUUGGAGGGGCUGGAAACCGAAACCAUAUCCGAUAACGAGGAGAUCAGCUUCGACGAUAACGACGAUAAUAUCGAAGAGGGUGAAAUUCCGAGUGAGACCCCCAGGCACGCUACUCCCCCCACACAUCGUCCUCGCGUUAACUUUCAGAUCCGUCGGGUGAUAGAGGUGUCACCUUGCCUCAGAGACCAGGACGGGGAAUACGAAGAGGGCGAGAUAAUCGACGAGAAUGCUAAACGUAGAGAGAAAAAGAAAGAUAAGAAAGAGAAAAAUAAAAAGGAGAAAGAUAAAGAGACAAAGGAAGACGAAGAGAAAGAACAGGAAGACCCAGAGAAGGAUAAAGAGAACACAGUCCCCGAGGUUGAGCCAGAGUCACCCAAAGAACCGGUGGUUGCCGUCCCUGAGAGGCCAAAGACCCCUCCAUUAAAAUUAAAAACGAAGACCAAGCAGAAAGAUAAAGAAAAAGAUGUUUCUUUUAAGAAGGUCUCCAAAAGUACCAAAGAAAGAAACUAUAGAGAUACUGAGAAGGAAGACAGAGAUAGAAGAGGGGCAAAAAAUAAUAGGAAUAGAGACGUACAAGACAUGGGUCGGGAUAGAAACAGAGACAGGGAGAGGGCGGGCGAGAGGGAGAGAAAUGCCGACAGAAACCGUGACUCAUCAAGCCGGAGACGAGUGAGGGACAGAGAGAGAAAAAAAGAACCGAAGAGAAAGGAAAUGGAGAGAUACAACGUCAGAAAAAUGAUCACGCAGAAGGAGGAAGAGAGAAAAAAGAAGGACGAAUUUGGCCGCGACGUAGCGCUAAGGUCGAGAUCUAGAUCGAGGUCCAGGCGAAGAUCCAGAUCACGUUCAAGAAGGCGGUCUAGAUCCCGGUCGCGUCACGGCUCCAGACCUCGCAAGGGCAGAAGAAGUUACUCGCGUUCGGUGUCUCGUUCCCGUAACAAAAAGCGGGCAAGAAGAAGGAGCUACUCUUCCUCCUCCUCGUCAUCCUACACGUCCUCAAGUUCCAGCUCGAGUUCCAGUUCGUCGUCAAGGUCGAGAUCUCGAGGGCGAAGCAGAGACAAGAGAAGAAGAAGAUCGAGAAGCAGAACAAGAACGCCAGUUAAAAAGAAGCCGGAGAAGAAGAAGCCCCCUCCUCCUGUCAAGCCAAAGGAGAAGACCAAAGAAAAACCUAAAAAAAUUAUUCCAGUUGUAGAAAAGAAAAAGGAAAGGAAAAAAGAGGAUAAGAGGAAAGAUCGCGAAGUAGAGAAAAAAGAAGAAGCAAGACUUGAAAGGGAAAAGAGGAAGAAGAAGAAGGAAAAGUCUCCCUUGCAGAGUAAAGAAGUGUACCAGGCUGGAGGAAGUAUUAUGGUAAGUGUUAGUUUUAAUAGAGCACCGGGAAAGGAAAAUAAAGAAGGUAAAAAGAAAAAAGAGAGAAAUGUAAAACUAGAAGGAGAAGCAAGAAAGAGAGCAAGAAAAGACACUGCAAAAGCACGUGGAAGUCCCUUCAGAUCUUGGUCAAGAAGCCGUACUCCAUCCCCAAGUGGCAAGCGAACGCCGCUCCAGGAUGAACCAAUGUGGUCACCAGAUCAUUUGGCUGAAACUCGCAAUAAAGAAAAACCGCCUAAGAGUCCAGAAGUAAUAGAUUUAGAUGUGAUUAUGGUCACACCACCACCUCAGGAACCCAUCCUCAUUUCUGAUUCAGAAGAUGAGGGUAUCACUCGGUUGCCUCCAGAUUUAGGCACCACACCUGUGCCUCCUGUCAGACCUCAGGGACCUAAAACUCCUCCCGAGCCUGCUGUUAAGUUUACUCUUUCAAGCAAGCAAGUGCUCAAACCUAUAAAUAACCCACUGCGUGACGAGGAAGAGGAGGAGGAGGAACCCCCGGCUCCAGCAAGAGGACCCAAUACUCCACCAGGUCCUCCUCCUGAAUCAGAUGAAUCUGUGGGAAGAGCAAAAUCUCCCACAGGUGGAGUACCACAUUCUCCUGCUGGUUCUCCCCCGGGUUCUUCUCCAGAACCGGACGUUUACGAUCCUUUCGAACCGACAAAAUCUCCGUCUCCUCCAGGGUCCCCUCAGCAGGAGGCUCGGGUCAGCAGCAGUGAUCAGACAGAAACUGUGGAAAAAGCCUCGCCUGAAGUUGUUUCUGCACCAAAAGUGGCUUCUCCUCCGCCCUUACCUACAGAACCACCAGAACCUGAAGAGCGUCCACCUGAGCCUCAGAAGCCACCCGAAGAGGAAGCCACGAGUACUGUGCCCCCUACCACAGCUCCUGCUGUGUCUGUGGCUGUGAAAACGAAUACUGCCCCUAAGGCACCCAAGGCCCCAAAAGUUCCAAAGGCAGCAGCAACAGUAUCUACAAAAGCAGUUGCCCCAAAAGCAGCAGCACCUGCUGCUGCAACCCCAACAAAUCCCAUAAAUCAAAUAUUUCCAGGACUGCCAGCCAAUGUUGCUAACAUUCUUUAUCCAGCAGCCAUAGCAGCAGCAGUACGCAGUGCAAGUGGUGCAGUAAUUCGUCCACAAGUUUUACAGACUGUGGCAGCUCCAGACUUCUCACGGCCUCCCCCGGCAGCCAACCCCUUGAAUCGCCCUCCCCCGAUGACCAUAAUAGCUCCCGUACGGCUUGGAGAAAAGGGAAGAGCAACACAGAAUGGAAGAGAUGUUACACACACUGAUGUUAUUGACAUGGAUCUGGACUCUCCAAAUUCGCCCGACAGUUCUGACGUCAGUGACAUGUUUGAACCACCCUCACCCCACUCAACGCAUCAGUCAGAAAAGCCUUCUCCUCGGAAGACAAGAAGCCAGGCAAGAGCAGCUACCAUGAAAGUGGGUAAAGGUGGUGGAGAUAAAUUUGAUAAUCUGUUUGGAGGUCGAGGAGGACGCAAGCAUAGCACACCACACAAACAUAGGCUUGGCAAAAAGGCAAAAGCUGGAGGUAAAAAAGGUGAAGGUAAUGAAGAAGAUAUCCCCAGUUCAGCCGUUGACUUACAAGUGAAAGAAAAGUUCCUGAAGAAAGUGCAGCGACAGGAACGUGUUGUUGAGGAAGUGAAGUUGAGUCUCAAGCCAUUUUACAACAAGAAAACUAUAGGUAAAGAAGACUACAAGGAAAUAAUGCGCAAAUGUGUACAGAAGGUCUGUCAUAACAAAUCAGGAGAGAUAAACCCCACCAAAAUCCGUGGUCUCGUACAAGGCUACAUCAAGAAAGUCAAGUACUACCGUAAGAAACAAGUUGGGCUGUCUGACCAGCCUCCCACAAAACCCACUGCCAUUGAUCCCUCAGCACCAACCUUUGUUCUCAUCCCUAAAGCAACCAAACCUCCAACGCCUAUAAAAAGUAAAGCUUAGAUUAUUGUAAAUUUUUUAGCAGGAAUUAUUGUUCAAAUUUGGAGUACAUUUACUGCUCUAUGUAAUAUGAUGUAGAAAGACCUGUUUUUCAAAGACUGGAAAUUUCUGUUAGGUAAUAUUAUGGACCUUCAGGGCUGGUGGAGCUGAUGUAGAGUAUGACUGAUUUUGUAUGUUUUUUUAUUUAUUUGAUAUUUUUUUUGUUAUUUUUUUAUGAUAAGCAUGAACUGUACAUUCUUGGUAGGAAACUGGAACAUGUUAGGAAUACUGUAUAGUACACGAAGAUAUUGUAAUAUUAUUUAGCUAUUUUCAUGCAGGUGAAAUCUAUUAUGUACUGGGUCAUGUUAUACUAUUUAUAAAAAAAAAAUUAAAGAUGGUCGGGAGCCCCUCAAAAAUAAUUUGUGGUUGUCAUUAGUGUUAUAACUUAUGCUUGUGGUAAAUAUUUGUGAUGUGACUCUGGGCUAGUGAUCCUGAGGACAGCUGUCAGCAAGAUGCUGGUCAUGGUGACUGCUUGCCUCAUGUUAAUGUUGAAUCUCUAUUGCAUUGUUGAUACCCUUUUACUACAUACCAAAACCAUGAACAUAUUUGCCAGAAAACCUCAUAUAUUUUUAAGUGCAUUUUCCAAAGCACAGCUGUGGUAAAGAUGAUAGAGUACAGUAAAUGGUGAAGUAAGAGUAGAGAGGAGCCAGUACUUUUGAUGGCUUGGUAUGAUGGUUGUGUUAUAUGUGAAUACCUUAUUUUAGGAAGGUGAAGGAAUCAUUAUAACAUCACUUAAAAGUUGUGGUUAACAAAUGCUCUGAGGUCUCUGCAUUGUUCUAGUGUUCAUAGAAUAUAUAUACAAAUGUAUAUUUACUUGUUGGUAUAUUGUAUUACCACAUCAACUUGGUAUUCACACCUAAUUUCAAUGGAUCAUUGACAACAGGUGUCAUUUAAUUUCAGUUUAGUUCAGUGCAGUUUCCUCCACCAACUACAGAACCACACACACACACACACCACAAAGAGGGGCAGACUCCAUUUUCUGUAAUGAACAAAGAUGGACUGACAGCUAUGUUGUGGCAGACCCACCAACUUUCUUGAUAAUGAAUAAGAAUAAUAACUUAAGAAAGUUAUAUAAGUAUCUUCUCUGUUUGUAGUGGUUAUGUAUGUAAAAAUGUUUUCAUAUCUUUUAAGUGUGUAUCAGCAUAAAUUGAAUAAAUUUAAAUAGAUUA
This is a messenger RNA of Homarus americanus (American lobster), 7518 nucleotides long. RefSeq names its product PHD and RING finger domain-containing protein 1-like. The record is from RefSeq and is a predicted model, not a curated record. Gene Ontology annotation, molecular function: DNA-binding transcription factor activity. The transcript has 12 exons. Gene Ontology annotation, biological process: regulation of DNA-templated transcription. Lineage: Eukaryota; Metazoa; Arthropoda; Malacostraca; Decapoda; Nephropidae. The coding region runs from base 242 to 6313 and encodes 2023 amino acids.